AUGGAGGUUCGGCCGACAGUGGCCUGGAUCCUGAUGCUGGCGAUUAUCGGUGAUUGGUCGACAACUGUCCAGACUCGGGACUUCACGAUGGAGGACAUCGUUCAUCUGCAUCCCUCAACCACGCCUCACCCCGGUGCCUUCAAGUGCUUCACGUGUCGAGAUGCCGCCGAUAACUACGAGUGCAACCGCUGGGCCCCAGAUGUUUUCUGUCCCGAAGACACCAGAUUCUGCCACACGCUCCACAUGAUGGACGACCGCGGGGACAGCGUCUCUGUAACCAAACGCUGCGCCACGCCCGAGAGCUGCCGCUUCGCCGGCUGCGUUAACGUCACCCACAAUGGCUUCCAGGUUUGCACGUCCUGCUGCGAGGGGAACAUCUGCAACGUUCUGGUGCCGAGGAACGACAGCGGCGCCGUCUUCUCCAGCUCUCGUCUGGCGAGCUCGGGCAGGAGGCUCCACCCUGCUGCGCUGCCCUGCUUCCUCGCCGCCUGGACAGCAGGACGCGUUUGA
Nematolebias whitei (Rio pearlfish) is the source of this 510-nucleotide messenger RNA. Its product is annotated as ly6/PLAUR domain-containing protein 6-like. The coding region runs from base 1 to 510 and encodes 169 amino acids. Gene Ontology annotation, molecular function: acetylcholine receptor inhibitor activity. NCBI's taxonomy places the organism in Eukaryota, Metazoa, Chordata, Actinopteri, Cyprinodontiformes, Rivulidae. The record is from RefSeq and is a predicted model, not a curated record. Gene Ontology annotation, biological process: positive regulation of canonical Wnt signaling pathway. The transcript is spliced from 4 exons.